CAAAGUCACAUCGCUCUCCUCCUACCGCGGCCUUGGAACUCACACAGCAAUACUUCUACGAGUAUUCCUUUGAUGAGCUGCGGCCGCGCCCUCGUCAGGUCUGUCCGUAUGCCGUCAUCUCCUUCCUGUUUAAAGGAAAAGACUCUUCACUUCCCAGCAAACCUCUGGCCCCCAUCAGGUUGAACAGUCAGUCAGCAGAGGCCAGUAAAGAGCGCGCUCAGUUCACAGUGUGGAGCGGAGAUCUGGUGAAAGGUGACCGGCUUCUCUUCCAGAUAUCCCUCCGCUGCUUCUCUCCUCCCUUACUGCCCCACAGACUACCGGAGAAGUUGGAAAUGGGUUGUGUAAUGAAGCUGGAGCAGCUGACCAGGUACCUGUCCUCUGACCUGCUCUCCUACAACCUGUACAGCAGCAGCCACCAAGUUGUGAAUAGCCGUCAUUGCUGCAGUCUUCUGGAGGUGACAGACAGAAAUCGGUCUACAACCAGCGUGACCAGACUGCUGCAGGAGCUGGAGACAAAGAGAGUGGUUCUGGUGACUGCACUGUCAGACAGAGGCUUUCUCCUCCUGUUAUCCAGUGUUCAGAUGACCACGCCCCCAGAGAGAGAAGAGAACUGGAAGAGAAGUCUCCAGGCGUUGUUUGUCUUCCCAGAGUCCAGAGAUCUUUCUAAAUCCACAUUCAGGGGUGCCUCCUCGUCCCAUAAUGCAUCACAAUCUGGUAGCCCGGUGAUGCCACGGCUCUCACAGUUUAUUCCAGCGCUGCACCACGCUCUGGUGAAGGCCCGCGCCAACCACCCCCCUGAGCUGUCUGCAGGCGUGGAGCACCUCACACGGGAAUACCUGGUCGGCCUGACCGAUGGGAAGGUUCGACAGUACCCGAUGGGCGAGUACGACUCCAAACUGGAUGAGUGCAUGAAGCUGUUUCCUGCUCCCAAACAACACCGGGUGAACAUGGAGGGCUACCUGCGCUCCUACCUGUACACCCCCACCCUGCACCUGCUGUCUGUGGCCCGGGCUAAACAGAUGGUGGAGGCGCACUGCGGCCCCGAGGAGUCUCAGGAGGCCAAGCUCAGGAGGAGCCUUGGAGGACACAGAGAGGUGAUAGGGAAGGAGGCGACCAGCAGCUCUCGAGAGGGACAGACCAACACUCAGAAGAUGCAGCAGCUGGUCGACCUGGUUCUGACCUGCAAGAGAAAAGCAGAGACUGUGGUGAGAAAGGAGGGAGGAGAAGGAGGCGUGAAGGUACACGGGAGGAAGAGGAAAAUGGAACAGGAGACGGCAGAGAGGACACUAAAGUUCCUGAAGGCAUCACAGGAACCCGGAAGACACAGCAAGUUUCCCGUUGAGGGAAGCCAUGUUCCCGCCCCCCCUGGCUCUCUUGCGUCUGUGAUUGGUUCGGUAGGUUUGAAGGACGUGGAUCUAAGGGAAGAUGGAUCUGAAUUAGCUACUAGACUACUCUCUCUGCUAAAAGGCCUCACACAGGCAGCAAGAGGAACAUCCAAUCAGAGUGAAGUACAAGAGGCGGUGCAGAAGACAUCCUGGCCCUUUGAUAGGCUGGCCACCAAACUGGGUCUGCCCACCAACUGUGACAUCGACCUGAGGGAUCAGGAGGAGCUGGAGGAGCAGACAAUCGUCAGCAUCAGUAGUUCGGAGGGAUUCAGUCCCGGCUCCCACAGCGGGGAGGGGAAUCACCAUGGAGCAGCAGGAAGAGGAGGGGGGCUCGGGAAGAGGGCAGGGGGAUAUGAAGAGGAAGAGGAGGAACAGGACAAGAUCCCGUGGGUUCUCAUCCCUAUUACAGGUCUGUCUGUCUGCCAAGGCUAUUUACCUGUUAACAUGGAUAAUGACUUCUCUUAUAUUCCCGUUUACACAUCCUCCUUCAUUCUUUCCCCAACUACCUUCUCAAAAAAGUUUGCAUUGUAAUAUUUGUGCAAAUCCAUAAACCUGGUGAUAUUUAAGUCUUUCUGACUAGAAAUGUUU
Notothenia coriiceps (black rockcod) is the source of this 1973-nucleotide messenger RNA. Its product is annotated as protein FAM208A-like. Bases 333 to 1916 code for a protein of 527 amino acids. Gene Ontology annotation, biological process: negative regulation of gene expression, epigenetic; protein localization to heterochromatin. Gene Ontology annotation, molecular function: chromatin binding. NCBI's taxonomy places the organism in Eukaryota, Metazoa, Chordata, Actinopteri, Perciformes, Nototheniidae. Gene Ontology annotation, cellular component: nucleoplasm; heterochromatin. The record is from RefSeq and is a predicted model, not a curated record. The transcript has 14 exons.